AUGCGGGGUGAGACUGACUGCAGCAAGUGGGUGAGGUUACUCGGCGGCUCGUCCCAGAAGAAGAAGCAGGUCGCCCCGAACAACCCCCAACAGCGGCUGGCACGCUUCCGACAGCGAUACAACCAGAUACUGCAAACAUGGCAGAAGUCGACCAACCUCGCCAACGACCGCGAAGCCCUGGGCAACAUCCGGCGCGGGUUCCAGGCCCUCACAGCGAUACUCAGCGAUGAGUCCCGAUCACCGGCACCGCAUAUGUGCCUCCAGUUCUCCGCUGCCCAACAGAUAUAUACGGCAAUCUCGAAAAUCGCCGCGACGGCACACGAUGAGGGCACAGUUAGGGACGCGGUGGCCUUCUACAAUGCGCUCAUCGAUAGCGAAGAGGAGGACUUUCUCGAAAACGAUGUCUUCGCUGUGUCUCUCAUGAAUUUUAUCGACCGCACAAUCGGCUCGGGAAGCAUGGGCAUAGGAGAAGACAUUGAGGCCGAUAUCGUGGAGCUGCUGUUUGGUAUCGCGGCCAAGAUCAGGUUGCAGCCAGAGAUCCUGCAUGUCUGGUUUACUACUACGUCUGCAGAUAACGAGGGACGACUUUUGAACCAAAAGACUGACUUCGCCGGGGUCACGCAGAAGGAAGACUUCCCGUUGUGCUAUCAGCUCAUCGAUCAUGUCCACCACGAAGGUCGUAUCGGAGAUUUUGCGCGCACCGGAUUGCUGUAUAUAUUCGAGUCUGCAUCUAGAUCAAUGGAUUUGGAGCAGUGGAUUGUUAACAGUGAUCUGCCGACGCUCAUGGCGACUGGGCUGGGAGCACUGUACAGUCAGAUGAGCAGAAAACUUUCAAUACUCCACCCGGCGCAGAACUUGCCUCCUGUUCUGUUACUCUCUGAUUACACCGAGAUGCAGCCCAACCAACAAGCAGAGAACUUCUUUACCCCUGAUUUCCAGAGCCAUCUUCUGACGUUCUUGUCGUACCUUGCCUUCUGGCAAGAUGUGCUUGAGCACUGCAGGUCCCUGGAUGUUAGAGUUACAUUGAUCGAUCACUUUCAGGCUUUGUUCCUCCAGCAGCUUUUAUAUCCUUCGCUGCUUGAGUCGUCUGACGCUGAUGGCGGCUCAUCUGUGGCAGUACUCACGUAUCUCCGUCAUAUUCUAGAUGCGCUGGAUCAUCCAGAGCUUGUCCAUAUGAUGCUUCAGUAUCUAUUCGCCCUCCAGGACUACGCAUCCUCGAAGACAACACGGUCACCUGCAGCUGUCAAACGACGCCAGUCGCUCAUGCUCCUUACCGCCUCCGACAAGGACGACGACAAGCUGAAUCCUUCCUUGUUUAAUCUAGUCGACCUCGUGUUAGGGAGUACCGCGUCACGCAACCCACAGACGGUCAUUGCAGCAUUGAAGUUGACUAAUGUGAUACUAAGCAAAAAUCAUGGAUACGCCCUCGGAUCUCUUGUCAAGGUGAUGAACCUGCAUCACAAAGAACACCAUAGAACAGUCGGAUCUCUGAACAAGGAGCUUGAGUUGUAUCUGAACCUCGCCAUCGACCUCGCUGGGUUGGAAGGUGUCGAUGAAGCGUACGAAAGCUACCUGAAAGAUACUUUGAGCUUACUAGAGACACAUCCUUGCUCUUUAAAGACUAUUGCCUUACCUUCGACGUCGUCAAAGACUCAAGGGUACUUCGACUCGACUGAAGCCUCAACUAGAGAGGUCGACCCACAUCAGCUGCUUCCAGAAGAUCCGCUCUUCCAGUCUCUUAUGGAGCUACUGCUGAGAUUCCUUACGAACGACGUCGAGACAAACUUGGCACUGACUGAGGCAAUAAUUACACUUGGCACUUGCGCUCAGCUACGUCUGGAAGGAUGGUUAUCUGUGGAUCCUGCCGACUACCACUUCGAAAGUGACAGUCUUGAAACUGAGCCGUUCACGAAUGAGAAUUUGCGCGCCAUGUUCAUGGCUGAAAGGUUCCCGACAUGGGAGUCUUCUGCUACUCCUCAGCUAUUCGCAUGUCUGAAACAACUCCAAGCGCAGGUUGAUGCCCUGCGUAGUGACAUCAAGGAUUGGGAUGAACACGUUACAAGUCGCAAGAACGCUUUUCGCUUUCACCAGGAUGUCGUGGAAGAGUCGAAAAUGUCAACACCCCAGUCAAAGCCCGCGAGAGGUCCUUCAGAAACACCAGUUGGAUCCUGGACUCCACAGAUACCACAACAUGUACGUAACCAGCCAACGACACCUUCAAGAGCGCAGUCUCCCAGAGGCAGGAAGGAGACGCUCUCCGAAGCAAGGAAUACACCAGGCCCAUCACCCGCACCGUCAAGAUAUGGAGGUCAGACACUCGUUGGCUCACCUGCCCGAGCCUCAUCCCCUAUGUCAACAACAUACGCGGUACAACAGCCCUCAUUGAUGUCAGAUGUCGACGCUAGUAUAUCACAGAUCAGGAUGAAUCAGUUCGGCAAGAGGCGUAUUCGCUUUCGCCGGCCGGCUGGAUCAAAGGAGGUCGAAGUCAUGCUAUCGAAGUUUCAGCCGCCACCCAAGGAGCCCUCUGAUGACACGACGGGCGGUGCUGAGAACGCAGAAGAAGACGAUGUUCGAGAAGCGAGCUUGCUGCAUAUCAUCACGAAUGUGGUCAUUCUGCAGAACUUUGUACUGGAGUUGGUCGCGUUGAUGCAGGUCAGGUCGAGUUUGUUCAAUGAGGUCAGAUUCAUUUGA
Messenger RNA from Alternaria atra, 2691 nucleotides. RefSeq lists its product as uncharacterized. The coding region runs from base 1 to 2691 and encodes 896 amino acids. Lineage: Eukaryota; Fungi; Ascomycota; Dothideomycetes; Pleosporales; Pleosporaceae. The transcript is spliced from 5 exons. The record is from RefSeq and is a predicted model, not a curated record.